Messenger RNA from Cylicocyclus nassatus, 4666 nucleotides. The record is from the annotation of a GenBank genome assembly. NCBI's taxonomy places the organism in Eukaryota, Metazoa, Nematoda, Chromadorea, Rhabditida, Strongylidae.
AUGGUCAAUAUCAAUGUCUAACAGCAUCUACCUAAUAAAAUCUAAGUUUAGGCACCGAAUGGUUGGAUAGUUGUUCGCCUAAAGUAUCUGAAUGAUUGGAUCGCAUGAGUAUGCCUAUGUGAGACACUUGAACGACAAUGUUCACGCUUACCUCACCGGUCGUCUUGGUGGAAUGCGCUCUUCAAAAAGCAGGUUCAAAUCCCGGCCUUAUGUCCAGCCCUACCGCGAGGUGUCUGAUUGCAAGAACUUCAUUCUCGAGCACGCUCAAGAGGCCCUGGAAGGCGGCUAUAAUGCAAGGCGCUUGUUUCUAAACCAGCUCGACUGCUUGGCGCGGGAGACAUUGCCCAGCUCAUUGAAUGAUCCACCAUUCUUCGAAGAGCUUUGCUUGCUGCUCCUGAUACUGUUACGAGAUGACCAUCCAGCUAUCCGUGCCAUGUGCUUCCAUCUUCUACGCAUCUGCCUAUUCACCGAAAAGAAUCUCGUCUUCCUUCUCACAAAUCAUGUAGAUAUAUACACAGUGCGCGCACUGGAUCUACAAGUAGAAAAUGAUAUGGAGCGAGAGGAAGCUCUGCAACUUAUUUUGCAUAUAAUCCUGGUCUACCAAACUUCGCAUCUGAAACGACUUAUUAAAUUUUCGGCUGCGCAGCAGGAUGGAAAAAAGUAUGCGUUCCCAAAAUCUAUGAUGCAGCCUGUAAUUGCUGUAGCACUGCGGACCGUUUGCCCCGGUAGCAGCACCAAGGAUACAACCGUACAAGAUAAAACCGCAGUCGAGCCUGAGGAAGACAAACUAGCUUUUGGUUGCUUUGCUGUGUUUCUGGAGUUUUGUGUUUUGGAACCCGAACUUGUACUGGAUAUGGCUGGGACUGAUUGGAUGGUACGAAUACUCACGGGAGCAAGCGCAAUUAGUGAGCGGGUUACCGCUGUCGUUGCGCGGAUCUUGGUUGCAUGGCUUGAUCAACCAAAACUACGGGCGAAGGGACAACUGCAUCUUGUUCUUGAGCAAAUUUUCGCUCCUCUUAUCGAGUUUGGCUUCUUCCAGAAAAAUUUGUCCUCGACCGAAAUCGGCGAACGGAUUGUGGAUUCCGCCAUGAGCAACUUUGCGCACUCGUUCUUAUGCAUUCUUCGGUCGUGGCCGGGUCUUCUUUCAUGUGCCGCAAUCGGGCCGAAUUCUUCAGCAAUUGCAUCUUCCCCUUUGAGGCUAGUGGAGUAUUUGGGUUUGGGCACGGUGGAUGACUCCAACUUAUCGCGUAUUCGUGAUAUGAUUGUUACCAUUUGCUGUGAGCUAAUGAAUCUUCCAUAUGCCUGUAAAAAUUUCGGUGACUGGAACAGCGCCUUGGAGUACUAUGCUUCCAGGGCUGUCCCGGAUAAAUUUUGCGAUUCUCUCAAAGAUGACUUUGUGCUUGCUCAAGUUGACAUAUGCAUAGCUAACGAUAAGGACUGUGCUCGGCAUGUUGACUUGUUGGCUUCAUUUCGGUCAUUAGCUGCUAUGAUUCUCAUCAAUGCUGGGAUUGUUCAAUCUCUUGCGCGCUUGAUUGUAUCACAGCCGGACUCGAGUAGCGGAACUAAGGCAACAUUGUUCCUCGCAGAUGUCUUAAAGGCGACACCGGCUGUUAUGCCUUAUUGUUGGAGAGCGACGAUUUUAUCUAUGCCAACACUGGUACAGUCUGCCUGCGAAUCAUUGGCUCAAAGCAAAGCUGCUGCUGCUACACAUGGCUACUAUGAUCCAGAUGAAGUUGACCGCUUCACAUUCUUCCAUUCGGGAAACGCUGCAAUGAUUCUUCAUCGUUUCGACAUGCUUAAUAAAUGCUCGAUCACUAGUGCAGCUUUGGAACCUGCUGCUGAUUCUCACUAUUCGUUAUUUUUCUGUGCACCGAAGCCACUUACAUCCCCUAUCUCUAACUGUAACGAGUCUUCUACUCUGCUCUCGUUAGUGAUAGAAGCUACCAUUGGUGACAGCGGCGGAAUCAAUUGGGGUGCUGCAGCUCUACUGUUUAGUCGACUGCCUGACGAGUUGAAGAAAAAAGAGGAAACUGGUGGUGAAAUACUUACGUUGCCUGCAUUUGGAAAAAAACUCGAAGAGAAAAGCAGAGAAUUUGUAAGCUUACACUGUAUGGACAGAGUUGUCAGUCUGUUUGAGAAGAUGAUGAUGGCUUUGUCUCCUCGGAGUGGUCUUCAUCGAAGUUGGAACCAAGAUAGGUUCACGCUUGUGGUCGCUCGCAGUGCUAUAGUGACAGCAUUGGAAUUGUCCAGUAUUGAAGAGAAGUUUUUGCAAGUGCUUACAAAGUAUGCUAGCGAAUUCUCGGAUGCUUUACAAGAGUUGUCGACCGGUAAUGAUGUGUUUUCUGUGAAAAAUCUGGCCGACGGAGCCUCAAUGUAUUAUUUUUGCCUUAUUGGAGCUAUGAGCUAUCACCCGAACGGUGUCGUCCCUCUGGAGAAGUCCGGCGUUUUACAGAUUUUCCUGGACUUAAUGGUGCCAUCUACCUCUGCAGCAUACGUGAAAGUGAUUGUUUCAUGUCUUGACUAUGAGCAUGACUACUGCUACCUAUCAAAAGUUAUUCUUCAGAAAGCCCUGACAUCGACUUGUGAGACGGCUAGGAGAUGGUGCACGCGAUUUCUGUCGGCGUUAGCCUAUCGGAGACCGCCGAAUUUCGCCGAAUGGGGAAUUCGCCUUCUUUUGGGACAGCUGGGUGAUCAGUCGGUGAAAGUGGUUCGUCACGCGAUUCGGAUCUUGCAUAAAUGGCUACCGUUCUAUAAAGAUGCUGGACGUUGGUUGCGCACAGCGCAGCUGGACAGUUUCGGCGAAGCAGGUACUCUUCUGAAAGUGCAUAUCUAUGCGGAUGAGAGAUUGUGUGAGCAGGAUGAGGAGGAGACGCGAGAAGCUAUCAGGUUUUGGUUAGAGACGUUCGGAACGCGGUACGUUGAAGUGAUUGAUGAUGAAGUGAGGGAUGCUCUCCUGUCUAUUCGACGAACACUUAGUGGCACUUUCUCGAGAGCAAGUGCAGAAAGAUCUGAGCUUGUUAAUGUCCCUGCACCACCUCAUCUAUUCUCCGUGCUGUCUAGCCAUGAGUUUGGCAGAAACCUCCUCUGUGACAUGGGUGUAAUCGAAACUCUGCUGAAUAAUCUGAACGAUGAGCAAAACUGUUUGAAUGUCAAGGCAGCGGUUAUGGGAUUAGGACACAUAGGAAGUCAUAGUGAAGGUCUCAAGCUACUUCCUGCCGCUACUGUACCGCAAAUAAUUCGACUGGCUGAAGAAUCGCCUGUUCUCACGAUACGUGGCUAUGCUUUCUGGGCUCUGAAUCUGCUAAGCACAUCAGUACCUGGAGCCGUGGCGUUGGCGAGGUUGGGUUGGGAGAGCAACAUACACCGAGACGCACUUGAGCGAUUGAUAAAGAAGAACGAAGACGUUCCGCCACGGAGUUCAUCGCCAUUUCAAGCUCCUCAGAUCGUAGUGAGGUCUCCGCGUAGCCGAAGUAGCACUGAAGUACGGCCACUGACGCCUUCCCGACGUCGAUCGAGCAGUUCUGGUCUGUCAAGGUCAUCUGAAUCAUUGGCACGCGCACCAGUAGCCAUGCCCAAACUGCGUAAAACAAAGAGUUCUACGGCUUGGUUUGUAUAUACUGAACCGAGACGGAUAUCGCAUCGUGAAAGUGAAGACCUUCAACCUCGCUAUGAACGCGCAGUGACAGGCGAUUCAGUCUUUACUAGCGGCCUUGGUUCCCUGAGCGAAGGAUCGGCCGCAGAAGUUGUUGGACGACGGCCAACUGUGACAUUGGAUUGCAUGGUUGGUGAAUGGGAGUCGCGGCCAAGAACUUCGACUAUUGUCUAUUGUCUGAAUCAGGGACUAGUCGCAACGAAGACUAAUCUAGUUAUGCAGGGAACGGUAGCUGAUAUGGUCCGCAAUCCUCAUCAGUCUAAUCCCGCGAGGGAGAAGUGGAGGUUGGCGCCACUGAAAACCAGACGCAUUCUUGAAGUGAAUCGUAAUCUGGCGGAUCCGGCUAUUUAUGUUUAUAUGAGCAAGGAAGAGGAACUAGCUCUUUCUCGUUAUCGUCGUGAGCUACUAGCCGAUCCAUGGUUACAUGAUGAGUUACUCACUAGAGAAGUGGAGUCAGACUUGGUUGUUCGCACAGCACAUAAUCCUCCCAUCAUAGUGCUUCCAACGGAUAUCGAUGUCAUUUGCUCGAAUAUCUUUCCCUCAAGAUCGAGUGGCGCUGAUUUCCCUGGAAACCCAGUGUCAUUGGAAACUAAUGAUCAGCUGGAAGAUCGGGGUGCGCGAAGUGGACACAGUCGAAGCCAACGCAUUGACUCAAGGAUAACACAUUCAACCUAUCGCUGCUUUUAUUGCAGCUUGAAAGAAAAAGGCGAGUUUGUACUUCCUCACGAGGAUGUUGCACAUCUACGACAAGAAGUGCUCAAUCAAGUGGACAUGCUAGAAAUUCAACAAAUUACACCGGAGAAGAAGCUUUUGAUGCUUCGCAAAGCUCAUCCUUGGCUGUUCGAAUGGCCAUGCAAAAUCCCGCGCCUUUCUUCAGGAGAUCUUUUACAAUGCUUUGAGGCUGUGGCUUUGCAUGUGCUGCCCUUCUUCUUUGCGAUGCUUUGCCUGCACCAGAGACAAAAGAUGAUCAAGACGUCAUGGAAAAAGCAGGCGAUGCUGGGGCACGCCGGGUGA